AUGUAAGAAUCUUAUCUACAAUAAUAAUUGAGACUGAAUCAAGGAGACCGUCAAAAAUAGAUUUAUAGGAAGCCAUGUAAAUAAUUGUAAUUUAAUUAAAUUAUUACGCGCCUUAUGCAAAAAAACAUUGCCUCAUACUUCAAAUCAAGCAAGAAAGGAGAAGAUUAGAAUGAUUAGGUUAAGGAAUAACAAUUUAUAGAGGAAAACCUCAAGAAGGAGAAACUAAUAGCUGAAUUAAAAGUGCCUUCUACAAAAUCGAAACAACUCAAUCCAGAGGUGAAAGGUGCAGUUCUAUUCAUGGAUAUGGCAGAAUUAUAUGAACAAGUUGGAGAAAUAAAAGGGUAGAAUUCUAAGGAUGCUAUAAAAGAAUUAGUGGCCAAAUUGUUUAUUAGAAUCAUGAAGGAAAAUAGAGAGGAAUUUCAUUUUGAAAUUGGGACCUGA
Messenger RNA from Paramecium tetraurelia, 441 nucleotides. RefSeq lists its product as uncharacterized. Lineage: Eukaryota; Ciliophora; Oligohymenophorea; Peniculida; Parameciidae. The record is from RefSeq and is a predicted model, not a curated record. The transcript is spliced from 3 exons.